AUGAAUUUGGGUGAUGGUUUAAAACUUGAAACUGAAUUACUGGAUGGAAAAACCAAGCUAAUAUUGUCUCCAUUUGAACAUAAACCAAAAAUUUCUGUGAAGAUGGGAAAUAAGACAAAGAUUGCAAAAUGUCCCUUAAGAAUGAAGCAAACUGGACACAUUCUUAAAUCAACACAAAACAAUUCUGUCAUGAGUGAAAACCAUUUGCAAAAGAAGAGAACUGGUUCAGACACUACAUUGGAAAAGGGUGAAAAAAAUAAAAUGACUUUUUCACCUACUAAGGAUUUUUACAAGCAGUGUGAAGAUACUGACUGUCUUCAUAUCCAGAGAGGAAUUUCCCCUGCACCUCUUAAUAUACAGAAGACUAGAAGCACCAUAAAUACAUCUGUAGUAACUAAACGGAAGCCUCGAAAAAGCGUCACAUCUGAAAAUACGAAUAGCAAUUUGGUAUGUCUAACACAAGACCAACUACAACAGAUUUUGAUGACUGUAAACCAAGGAAAUAGAUCUGUUUCUCUGACUGAAAGUGGAAAGGAAGAAACAAGUCAGUCUAGUCUACACUGUGACAGUACUCCUAAUCAGCCAGGGGAUGAGAACAUUAUGAGACUACUCCAGAAAGCUGAGGCUUUUUCAUCUUCCCUGGAUGAGAAUGAAUCUGUUUUAAAUAAAAAACAGGAGGCAUCUGAUCAACUUGACCAGAAAAAUACUGUAGAGAACGUGUGGAAACCAGCUGACAUAUUUAGUACUCUGGGGGAAAGAGAACGUGAUAGAAGUUUGUUGGAAGCAAAAAAAGCUCAGUGGAAGAAGGAACUAGAUGAACAGGUUGCUUUAAAGAAGAAAGAAAAAGAAGCUUCUGAAAAAUGGAAUAUUAAUCCUUGGACAAAAUCUGAAAGUGAUAAAAGAGUCUGGGAAAAACUUCAGAUUCUUGAACAAUAUCGAGAAACAGUUCCACUGGAGCACCAUUUAAAUUCUGUGAAACAGGAACAGCAGAGGAAAUGGAUUGAAGAGUUGAAUAAGCAAAUAGAAGAAGACCGGCAAAGAAAAAUAGAGGAAAAAGUAAUAUAUUCAAAGGGUGAGGAACAUGACAGAUGGGCAAUGCAUUUUGAUUCCUUAAAGAAUUACCUGGGUUCUGAGUCUCAGCUGUCCUCUCGAUCAACACUGAAAGCACCCGAGGAGUACUUCUGUGUCUCUCCAGACACUCAGCUUGCUGACAUCAGCAGCGUUGAUACGCCUACAAAUGGAAGUCAGGCUGGACCUUUGGAGGAAGAGCAUGUAGCAAGACCUGUUCAGGAUGUGGCGAAGGCAAACAGUCAGAAAACAAACUUUCUCCGUUCCAUGACUGCUCUCUUGGACCCCACUCAGAUUGAGGAAAGAGAUAGACGGCGGCAAAAACAGUUAGAACAUCAGAAAGCCAUCACUGCUCAGGUAGAGGAGAAGCGUAGGACGAAGCAGCUAGAAGAGGAGCAGAGAAAGAAGGAGGAACAAGAAGAAGAGCGCCGUCUGGCACGGGAAAGAGAGGAGAUGCAGAAACAGUAUGAAGAGGACAUACUGAAGCAGAAACAAAAAGAAGAAAUCAUGACUCUUAAGACAAAUGAGCUGUUCCAGACGAUGCAGAGGGCACAGGAGCUGGCACAGAGACUAAAACAAGAGCAGAGAAUCCGAGAACUGGCUCAGAAAGGGCACGACACUUCCAGAUUGCUGAAAAAUCUCGGUGUUGAUAAAAUAAAUGUGGAAUAUCAUGAAACCGCUAACAUUUCAAAUUCAAGACAUACUUGUGAUGACGACUGUAAGAUGAAGGCAUGUGUCAAUUAUACAUCCUCUCCUAAGAAUACUGGUGUGCAAACAGAUGAUGUAAAUACAGCAGUGUUCAGUACAGAAUCACACUGUGGGUCAGUAAUUGAGACAGAGUUUCUAGAUUGUCCAUCUCCUGAGAUUUCUCCAGAAUUCAGGGGACAGUUUAACAUGAAUAAAAACAAGCAAGGCUUUAAACAGGGUAAAGGAGAUAACUUAGAAGAAAACAGUUGGCGUAACGAGUUCUCUAGAACAGAGAAGCAAAUGAAACACAGGAAGAAAUGUCUUAAGAGGCCUGACUGGAAUAUAAAUAAGCCACUCAAGGGAUACAUCAAAGCAUCAGAAAAGUACCCUAAACAACUACAAAAGCAGAGAGAAGAAAACAAAGUAAGGAGGCAGAUGGAACUGCUUCAUUUAGUAGAAAGAAAUUCUGGACUCCCUUCCCCAAAUGGAAAUACCUCACCAGAAAGUCUUCAUGCAUCUCAUCAAGAAACUGAAUCAAGAUUAAGGUGGCAUCUAGUUAAAAAGGAAGACGAGCCUCCAAAGAUGAAUUCUUUCAGCAAGGAAAGGUCUCAAUCGCCAAUUUCUGCAGUGAAAUACAAGACCCAGCAAACUCAGACUAAUACAUUACUAUUAUCACUGAAAAACAGUAGUUCUGAGAUAGAGAAUCUGGUUUCAGGAGCUAGCCAGACAGAAUUGUCAUUACGGAUUUCUGAACCAUCACAUUUUGUUCCCUAUGUCCGAACCAAUGAGGUAUUUUACCUAGAUCCAGAUGCUCCAUUGUCUAGACCUUCAACCCAGGAGCCUCAGCAUCAAAAUUCACGUGAUUGUGACCAGGUCCAGCAACAACUGUUUGAAUCUAACCAUGUCAGAGACCCACUUUUUAAUCCUAACUUGGUGAAAAGCAGAGAUCGACAGCAAGCAAUCCUUAAAGGUUUAUCAGAAUUAAGACAGGGCCUUCUCCAGAAGCAAAAGGAAUUAGAAACUAAUCUUAUGCCUUGAGCUGCACAUCAAGAAGAGAAUUUUAAUUCUUCAUUUUAA
Molecule: messenger RNA, 2832 nt
Organism: Elephantulus edwardii (Cape elephant shrew)
Lineage: Eukaryota; Metazoa; Chordata; Mammalia; Macroscelidea; Macroscelididae
Gene: CCDC66
Product: coiled-coil domain containing 66
Exons: 18
Biological process (GO): cilium assembly
Cellular component (GO): microtubule; cilium; photoreceptor inner segment
Molecular function (GO): microtubule binding
Source: RefSeq, a predicted model, not a curated record